Hypanus sabinus (Atlantic stingray) is the source of this 5052-nucleotide messenger RNA. It is a transcript of the gene arhgap18, whose product is annotated as Rho GTPase activating protein 18. The transcript is spliced from 16 exons. Gene Ontology annotation, molecular function: GTPase activator activity. Bases 512 to 2344 code for a protein of 610 amino acids. Gene Ontology annotation, cellular component: cytoplasm. The record is from RefSeq and is a predicted model, not a curated record. Gene Ontology annotation, biological process: signal transduction; regulation of small GTPase mediated signal transduction; regulation of actin filament polymerization. NCBI's taxonomy places the organism in Eukaryota, Metazoa, Chordata, Chondrichthyes, Myliobatiformes, Dasyatidae.
AGUAAGUUCUGUGAUAAAGUGUAACCAUUAAUUAUUCCCUUGGAACGGAGAUACCUGGAAAUUGGAAUGCAGCAGUAAACACAAACGUUGUUUGAGCAGAUCACGAUAUGGCUCUCUGCUCUUGCAUUUACUGCCUGCCGUCUUUUCGCCGUCGAAGUUAAUGGGUGGAUAAUCCGAGAAGUGGAAAAGCAGUGAACUGCCAUACGGAAAGGAUUUCAAUUAAUUGCCGUUUAAUAUCCUCAGUUUUUCUCAAAUGCUCUUCAGCCAAUGAAUUACUUUUGAAGUAUAAUGUAGGCAGAAUGUACAACUUCCUGAAUCAGUAACAAGUUGAAUUUCUUGGCAGCUUAUUUCAUGGGGUUGCAAUGAAAAAUGAAGACUGUGCUUCCCUCCUUAUGGAAAAUAAAACAGCAUCUCACGGACUGCAUUUAUUUUAUCCUCACAAUGUAUUUGCCGGCUGGUGGUGUAGUGGCACCUGCAUGGGACUUUGAGCCGGAGAUGUGGACAAUAUAGUAUGAACCAAGUACAUUCCAAGAACAGUAUGGAGAAGCCUCAUUAUGAACGAUCUUGCUCCCAGGAUUCCCUGGAUGAACUUUCAAUGGAUGACUACUGGAGUGAAGUAGAACACAUCCAGAAAAGCCAGGAAAAUGUCCCCGAAGAGCAAGAAGAGGUGGCUAUUAAAGUACCCGAUGAAGGGGAGGUGGAGGCAGAGUGGCUGAAGGAUGCAGGCCUUUCGGGGUUGGUCAGUGGAAAUACCCAGGAAAGCAUCACGUUACUGUCCACCCUGACCCGUACCCAAGCAGAAGCUGUUCAGAGAAGAGUUGAAACAUUUACAAUGACAAUGAGGAAAAGGAAUAAGCAACCAAUCCCAGAUGUCCGAGACAUCUUUAGUCAACAGGUCUCAAGAUCAAGUGAAGCUUCAGCUGUUGCACCAGAAGAUAGUGAAUUGGGCGACGCCACUGAUAAACUGGAAAACCAACUGAUCAGCCUGGAAAUGAAAGAUGAAGGCACUCAACAAACAGCUGAUAUAAAUCUAGAAAUAUCAUAUUCUGAGCAGGCUGCAAACAUGAAAGAAAAACUAAGCAACCUUAAGCUCAAGGGAGACGACGAUGCAUCCCUGCCUAACUACCGUCUCCCAAAGGAUAAGACGGGGACAACCAAAGCAGGAGACCUUGCACCUCAGGACAUGAAGAAAGUGCGCGCCUUGGCUCUGAUCGAACUGACUGCACUCUAUGACACACUUGGUAUAGAUUUCAAACAUCAUAAAUCAAUAAAAGUUAAGAUUAAAGAAACUGGAUUGUUUGGCGUUCCACUUCCAUUGCUCUUGGAACAUGAUCACAAAAAAGUUCCUGGGACCAAGGUUCCACUUAUAAUUCAGAAACUCAUUUCCCACAUUGAGGAAGAGGGCUUAAACACCGAAGGAAUUCUACGAGUACCUGGACUUGCAUCAAGAGUUAAGUGUUUGUGUGAAGAGCUAGAAGCAAAGUUCUAUGAAGGAACGGUGAAAUGGGGACAUGUACAACAACAUGAUGCAGCAAGUGUACUGAAGCUUUUUAUAAGAGAGUUGCCACAUCCACUCGUCACUCUUGAGUACCUUGAUGCAUUCCUGGCUGUACAAAAUUUAUCGAGUAGGAAACUUCAGCUACAGGCGCUCAACUUGCUGGUGCUUCUCCUCCCGGAUCAGAAUAGGGACACCCUGAAGGCAUUGCUUGAAUUUCUUCAGAGAUUAAUUGACAACAGGAAAAGCAACAAAAUGACCCUAAACAAUGUUUCUGUCGUCAUGGCACCCAACCUGUUUAUGUUUAAAGGGUGUUGCUCAAAGUCAAGUGCAAAGACCCAGUUUGAAAUGGCAACUAGGACAAGCAACAUAAUGCGUUACCUGAUUAAAUACCAAGACCUCCUUUGGACGGUCCCAAAAUUUAUUAUGAAUCAAGUUCGACAGCAAAACAUUGAAAGCCAUAAAAAGCAGUCUAAGGAAAAGGCUAUGAAAAAGCUGCUGAAAAGGAUGUCACACGAUAAAGAUAAGCAAGAUCGGAACCAUACUGAAAGGAAUCUAACAGAUUCUAUAAUACUUCAAGGUGCAAUACGGGUUCAGGCCCCAUCUCUUUCCAAAGUUUCCAUGGCAAUUCAACUAACAGAGGAACUGAAAGCUGGUGAUAUUUUGGCACGUUUCCAACAAUGCCGUGUUAAAAACAGGAUACCUGAAUCUUCCAGUAAAGAUGAAGUUUGUUUAUAUGAAAUUGGAGGAAAUAUUGGUGAACGCUGUCUAGAUGAUGACACAUAUAUGAAGGACCUCUAUCAACUUAAUCCGAAAGCAGAAUGGGUUAUAAAGCCUCGCUGCCAGUGACACUGCUUCAACAAUAGAUUGGCAACAUGGUUAAGUAAAACCAGACAUUAAUGGCCCUGUACAGCAAAGGAGACAUGAAUCAAGCAGACUCACUAUAUGAGGGGUGAUUGAUGUUCGUGGCCUAAGGUAGAAGGAGAAGAGUUAUUAGCUUCAAACUUUCUGCAUAAUCACACGAAGAGUUGACCUGCAUGUGCAUGUAACGAGAGCUGUAUAACUCAUCUCCUUCUACCUUAGGUCACAAACUUAUCAAUCACCCCUGCUGUGAACACUUUCUGGAGGUCCAAGAUCUGUAUGGUCCACAGCUGCAGGACUAAGUGUGUAAAUGUAGGAGGGGACUAUGUUGAAAAAUAAAUGUGCUAGGUUUUCUAAAAUUGAUUCCUUCUACCGUAGGCCACGAACUUAUCAAUCACCCCUCGUAUAGUGAGUCUGCUUGAUUCAUGUUGUCUCCUUUGCUGUACAGGGCCAUGCAGAAGGACAAGAGCUGAACAAUACAGCUACAAUAAGUCAAAUUCAACAGCCAAUUUGCUCUUGGACAGAUAAUGAAAAAUUGCCAGCAUGCUUGAAAAAUAUUUAUGCAAAGGAAACAUGUCCAUAUAUGGAUGACCAUAAAAGAAAUCCAGCAGAUCAGGAAUAUGAUGGGAAACAGACCAAGAAAACUUAACACAGCAGUAAGAUCACAUACACCAGAAGAGAAAAUGGAAUAAAUUAAUCUUAAGGUUUAAAAUACAGUUUGCAUUUCGUAUCACAAAUAAUGGGGGGGGGGGGGGGGGAGCAAAAAUCUCAUGUGCUGAACAUGAAGGAAGUGCAGAAUUUCUACUAAAUUUAAAGCCUCAUCACAGUGAUAUACACAUGUUAUAGAUGUUAUUUGUACUAUCAGAGGUAGCAGAACAAGUGCUCUUGGUCUAACAUUGUGGGCACUGUAAAGGGAUCGUUUCUCCUCCUGACAUUUACUAUCACGUUGAUGCAAUCUAAGGACUUAGCUACCAGACAUAAUGUAUAUUGCCAACACUGAAAUAACAUUGCACAUAAAGCUACUACCAUCUGAGCUGAAGCAUCAAUUCAAACAUAAAGGGCAGAUUCUUAUCAGGAUUUAUGAAAUAAAUUCAGCAUCCUAUACCUUCUUUGCCAGCCGAUGGGCUAAUCUCCUGCCUCAAACAGAAUUGCCGUUCUUCAUGGCAUAUUUCACACUUAGGUUUUUGAUAAUAAAUCUGGCUCUAAUACUGCCCUUUUCCCAAAUCUCUUGAUUCUUUUCCGAUCCAAAUCUCUUAAUUCAAUAUAAUCACUGACUGAGGCACUACAGCCUUUCAGGGUAGAUAAUUCCAAAAAUUCCUCUUUAUCUCAGUUCUAAAAAACCUAUCCAUAAUGUUGAGACCAUCAUUUUAGUCUAGACCCUACAGGUAAUGGACACAUCCUCCUUGAGUGUACUCCAUCAAGCCCCUCUAAUAUUUUUAAAUAUGCCUGUUAAAGUAUCAAAGAAAGGUCAUACAAUUGUGUUGCGUCAAUCUGCUAUUGUAAAAAGGAAGUUCUAGAUUUUUUUUUACAAGUUGAAUAUGCAAUGAAAUCAAUUGCAGAGAUGAAACAUUCUCUGCAAAAUCAAAAUGGGAUGGAUGUUUUGGAAAUGUUUAAUGGAGACAUUAUGCAUGAAGCAAUUCAAUAGAUUUGUUGAAAUAGUCUCCUAAAUUGAAAUAACAGAAUAAUGUACAUUUAUGAUGUCCCUUUUCAUUUAUUCCCAAAAUCUUAAGCAUGUAUGUCAUAAAAAUAUACACAUGCUUUAAAGAGGUUACAUCAAUUACUUUAAAGGUAUUGAUUAAAAAAUUGUAUGAGCAAUUUAAACCACUUGUUGGAUUAUGAUGAAUAUAUUGUAAAUUAAUGUCUGUUUAAUGUACUAAUGUCUAUUGUUUUAAUUCAGUUUUAAAACUGUACAGUCACAUUUCCUAGUCUUGUAAAUAAAAUGUGUAUAUAUUCUACUUCUUGCAAUGCAGCUCCUAAAUUUAACAUUAUUAUUUUUAAAUAACAACAUACUGUAUGUGGGGGAAGGUUUAUAUGGGUUAUAGAAAAUUCAGCAUUGAUACAAACAAAUCAGUGAUAUUUUUUGCUGAUCACUGAAAGCUUGCAGUUUGAACAAAAUAAAAAGAACUAUGAUGAUGUCAUCCAGAAAAUAUCCACAAUGACUAUCUGGAAAAGAAAAUCUAAUGGGAUGAAGUUAUUCAUUGAUGUUUCAUUAAUAUUAUUCAGCCCAAUGUUUACUCCAAUGUGAUUGAAAAAUAGAUAUAUGUGGAAAACACAUGGCAGUUGGUGGAUUUGCACUCUGUUCAUUAAGGGAACAUAAAGGGACAAUUGGAGACUAUGAAAGGCACUAAGUAAAAUGGAAGUGUUUUUCUUUCACUGCCUUUGACAUUCUUUUUUAAAAAGUUAGAAUUACAUUUGUGUUGCUGAUGGAAAUGAUUUGCUGUCCACUGUAAUUGUUUCUGCCUUAUUCAAAAAUAAAAACAGAAAAUGCUGAAAAAAAAUCAAAAGAGCAAGUCGAUUUUCCAGGUCUGUGACCCUUUGUUCCAGCAUUUUCUGUUUUUGUUUUAUUUGUUUCAGAUAUCUAGCAUCUAUAAUUUUUAAAAAAACCUUUCAUCCUUAUUCUUUAAAGCUGAUUUGCCUUUCUGACAAGAGAAAGGAAAUCCUUUCUGACAUAAAAAUAAAUUUUAAAAAAACUUGUA